Molecule: messenger RNA, 2718 nt
Organism: Doryrhamphus excisus (bluestripe pipefish)
Lineage: Eukaryota; Metazoa; Chordata; Actinopteri; Syngnathiformes; Syngnathidae
Gene: cep57
Product: centrosomal protein 57
Cellular component (GO): centrosome
Molecular function (GO): identical protein binding; microtubule binding; gamma-tubulin binding
Source: RefSeq, a predicted model, not a curated record
UGUGGAGAAAAACUACAUUUCUUGUCAACAAGCUUUGUGCGUUUGAUUUAUUUAUAAGGGCAAACCGCUUCCUCGAGUACCACAAUUUGUCAACAAGGGAGGUACUUACGGGCUAAGCUGAACAACGAAUCGCUUCUACUUUGUUUUUUUUUAACAACCAGUGUGUUGGUUUGCUAUUUGUUUUCGUUCGACACAAGCGUCAGAAACGGUGCAUAGCUAGCUAAAUGUUAGUUACGUGACUGUAGUUAUAACUUUGCUACCAUCUACUACUUUGUUUGUCCAUUGGAUCGGGAGAAUUUCAAUGGAGACUACGCGGGAGACGGAGCUGCAUCCACGUAUUGUCUGUGACAACCUGUCAUUGCCCUCCUUUAAGGACUAUCCAGCCCACCGGCCAUGGCCAGGCACACUGGAGCACCACACACCCAGUGACACAUAUGACCCUUAUCGCCCUCCAUCGCCCAGUAAAGGCUACCCAGAGACCAACGGUGCAGCCAUCUUGUCUGCUCUGAGGAAUCUCCAGGAGAAGAUCAGGAGGUUGGAGUUGGAGAAACAGCAUGUGGAUCUCGAUCACGCAAUCAGAGGCGAUGCAGCGACACGUCCUCGUGCACACAGGAUGGCACAGAGAGCGGCAGGCAGUCAGACGGACGCAAGAAAGCCCACAAAUGAGCAGUAUAAUUGCAACCAAGCGUUAGUCACCCAGCUGGCGGCUGCGGAGUCUCGCUGCGUCAACUUGGAGCGUCAGCUGGGUCACAUGAGGAAGAUGUUACGCAAUGCUAAAGGAGAGAAGAGCAGCCUGCUCAAACAGCAGGUGACCAUGGAGGCUUCCAGGUCUGCACACAAACAAGCCGGUCCUGUCUCGGAGCAGGUCCAGCUGCAGAAAAUGCAGGAAUAUCUCAGGCUGACGCGCACGCAGGGACAAGCUGAGGUGAAGAUCGAAGAGCUGGAGCAGAAACUGCAGGAAGAGGAGCACCAGAGGAAGCUGCUUCAGGAUAAAGCCAAGCAGCUGCAGGUGGAUUUGGAGGCCAACAGGAUUCUUCUGCAGUCGUCGUCGCCGCGUUGGACCAAAGAGAAGAAGAGCAUCUUGAAGAAGCAAUGGUCCUACUCCGAACCUCACUACAGACUCAACCUCAAUGACGUGCCUUUUGUUGCCGGAACGUCAGUAGGCGGCAGCCACUCCGUCCGAGCCAACGUGCAGUCGGUUCUGUCUCUCCUGAAGCGCCACCAGCCUCAGCUGUGCAACAGUCACGUCCUCGACAACAACAGCAAGACCUUCUGCUCGGACGCCGGCAGCAGCCGUCGCCGCCGCUCCGAUGCUUCCUCCGGCUCCGCUUCCUCCGCCAGCGGGGAGCUGUCGGACCUUCUGCAGGGCCUGCAGGAGGAACUAAGACUGAUGAGUUUAGAGCAGGACGAGUUGAUGCGUCAGCUGGACCGCUGCGUUUGUCUGCAAGAAAGAAAGCAGCUGGAGAGAGAACAAGAGCAGCUGCUCCUCAAAAUUGAGCGCAAAGGAGAUCAGAUCAGUAAGCUCUACAGGCAUAAAAUACAGAUCAAGAAAUUAAGAAAGGAAGCACACACGAGGCAGGCCAGCAGGAUUCCACCGCCAAGGGUGAGCACUCUAGCGGUGUCCACCAGGGGGCGCUCCGCGGGGGCGGUCAAGUCAAAUCCAGGUGAGAAAAGCCGGUGCAAUCUGAAGCUGCUCAAGGACAUGAAAGCCCUGCAGACUUCGUUAAGGACCUGAGACGCUGCCAGGAAGUCAUCGCAUCCAAAUCCACAUGAAUCCUGCAGGUGCUACACCCGUAAAGUGCAUUUACAAUUCCCUUUAUGAUGAUGAUGAUGAUGAUGAUGUUUUCUCCGGGUACUCCGGUUUCCUCCCACAUUCCAAAAACAUGCUAGGUUAAUUAGCCACUCCAAAUUGUCCAUAGGUAUGAAUGUGAGUGUGAAUGGUUGUUUGUCUAUAUGUGCCCUGUGAUUGGCUGGCCACCAGUCCAGGGUGGACCCCGCCUCUCGCCCAAAGACAGCUGGGAUAGGCUCCAGCAUACCUGCGACCCUCAUGAGGACAAGCGGUAGAAAAUGAAUGAAUGAAUUAAUUAAUGUUUCAACUUUAUUCUAUUAAAUUAAUGGAAUUUUUCCUGAAAAAAAAUUUAAAUUAAAUUUUUUACAUCUAAAUUUAAUAAAUUAAGUUUUCCUGGUAAAAAAUAUCACUUUUUCUUGUUAUGCUACAACUUUCUCCUCUUAAUAUUUUGGCAGAUUUUUCCACUUUUGUUUUUUUUGUUUUUGUUUACUUGUUAAAUUAGAUAUUUUUUUAGAAAAACCAGCCAGACACCCGGGACUACAGUGAUGGCUAUUACCUGGGAGGAGGCUCCAGCACCCCCUUGUAGAAAACUAAUGAAUGAAUUCAUAUUUCAACUUUAUUCUACUAAAAUAAUGGGAUUUUUCCUGGUAAUUUUUUUUAAUUAAAAUUUUUAAAUCAAAAUUUAUUAAAUUUAAUUUUCCUGGUAAAAAUAUGACUUUUUCUUGUUACGCUCCAACUUUUUCCUCUUAAUAUUUUGGCAGAUUUUUUCCACUUUUGCUGUUGGGUGUUUUUUUUGUUUACUUGUUAAUUCUUUUUUUUUUUUUUUUUUAAACAGCCACACACCCGGGACUACAGUGAUGGCUAUUACCUGGGAGGAGGCUCCAGCACCCCCACGACCCUUGUAGAAAAUGAAUGAAUUAAUUAAUAUU